AUGAGCAAAAAGAAUGAUGUAAAUGAAGAAAAUGGAGAAUAUAAUCCUAAGGUUGAAGAGGUUUUAAUAAGCGCCUUAGAAUUUUUUAAUAUUCAUGGACUUGCCAAAGAAGAAGUUAUAAAUAAUAUUAAGAAAGAUGAAAAUACGAUUAGAUUAUUAAACGAUUUUUAUGAAAAGAAUGAAGAGUGUUUAUUUAUUUUUAAUGAGAAAGAUUGUUUAAAGAUAUAUAAUUCUAUUUUAGAUUUAUAUAAGAAACGAAAGAAUGAGAAAUUUUUAAUUGUAUAUAAGACACCACAAAGUAAUAUUUUAUAUUUAGAAAUGAAUAAUGAUGCUGAGAAUGUUAUAAGAAGUUUUUUAGAAAUAUUUUUUUCUAACUUUAUGAAUAAAAAUGAAGAUAUAAAUUCUUCUUCUCUUUUAAAAGAGAUGAAAAAGAAGUUUAAUAAUUUUUUACUUAAUUUAAGAAUUAUAUAUGGUGAAACCGAAGAAAAGCUUACAUUACCUUAUGCUCCUUCAGAAAUAAAAGAAGAAAAUGUGAAUACGAUUGAAGAAUAUUUAAUACAUUUCAUAAAAUGUUAUCAUAUAAUAUUACGUAAUUUAAUGAAUUAUAAGAAAAAAGAAUAUAUAAAUUGUUAUGAAUUUUUAAAAUGUCUAAAAAACAAAAGUGAAGAUAUUAAUUAUUUAUAUAAUGAAAUAGAUAAAGAUAGUUUUCAAGAAAUUAUAAAUAUAAUUUUAGAAAAAAAAAAAAAUUCCAGUUAUAAAAAUAUUAUAGAAAAUAUAAAAAAAGAAAUAUCUGAACAUAAAAUGGAAAUAGUAGAUCUUUAUACUCAUUUAAAACCCGUAGUACACUUUCUACAAAAAUUAGAAUUUAAUAAAGAUGAUGAUAUCGAAAAAAAAUAUAUAUAUAUUACACCUAUAAUACAUUCUUUAUCUAUAUCUAUAGAUAAAUCUAAUUAUUUAAUAAAAAAUUGUAAAUUUGUAUUUAAUUUCUUAUCUAAAGUCUUAAUUAAUACAUGUAACCAAAAUUUGAAUACUCCAGAAAUUAUUAAUUCUAUAUAUAAUUGUGUUGAUAUUUUAAAAAUUAAAUUAUAUGACACAUUGAAUUUCUUGCUUAACUUUUUAUAUAUAUUUAAAAUGUAUAAGAAUAAAAAUGAAAAACUUCAAUCCUUACAUGAACAUAACACAUAUGUAAUUCAAAGGAAAAAUCAGAUACAAGUAGCAUCAGAAAAAGGGAAUGAGAUAGAUAUUAAUAAGUCAUCUGAAAAAGAAAGAGAAAGAGAAAAUAAAAAUAUAGAUAUAAUAUCAUCUCACCAAAAUAGAAACAAAGACGAAGAAACCUUAAAUCAAGAAGAUAAUAUAAAAAAUGAAUUAGAAGAAGAAUAUAGCUAUUUCCCAUCUAUCAGUUUGUAUAUGUAUAAAUUAAAGAUACUUAUUGAAUAUUUAAAAAUUUAUCAAACAUAUAUGAAACUUGAAAAAAUUGAAAUUCCAGGAGAAAAAGGAAAAAACCUAACAGAAGAAAUACAUAAUAUAUCUAAUGAUUUUAAUAUAAUAAACGAAAACUUUUUAGAUAUUAAUCAUGAAAUUUUAAAUGAACAUGAACAUAUCUUUAUUAACAAAUAUAAUAUUUUUGAAUCUAAAGUCAAAGAAUUAAACAAAAGAUUAAUAUGUGUUUUUGUAUAUUCUUUUGAUAAUGAUUUAAAAAAAAAUAUCAAGUUAUUAAAUUCAUUUUUAAUAUUAAGAGAUAUACAUGUUAUCGAGGUAGAGCUCAUCAGACAUGCGUCUCUUUUGUGUCAAGAUCUAAAGAAGGAGUUUAUUUUGGUAGAUAACUUAUUUAUAAAAAAUAAAACAAUUAUAGAAAAUAACAAGAAAAUGUUUUUAGAAAAUAAAUUCCAGCAGGGGAAAUGUGACCUUGACGAAAUAGAAAAUGUGAUAACUAACAACAUUAAAGAUGUAAACACUACAAAUAACAACAUUAAAGAUGUAAAUACUACCAAUAACAACAUUAAAGAUGUAAAUACUAUCAAUAACAACAUUAUAGAUGAAACUAUCUCAGAUGUAAAAGCCUCAAACGAAACCAACAAUAUAAAUAUAAACAAUCAAAUGAAGAAUAAACUACAGAUAGAUAAAAUGGAAAGAGAAAUCGAAGAAGGGUUUGAAGAUAACUUGAAAAGACUAAACAUAAAUAAGAAUUCUCCUUUAUUUUGUGAAGUUAUAAAUUUAUUUACAUCUCUAUUAAAAAGAAUUGAACAACAAUAUUUUCCUUUAAAGAAAAUAAUAAAAGUGUUAAAAUUUGAAAAUGAGAAAACUGAAGAAAUUAAAAUGUUAUAUAAAAAUAUAAAUGAGAAAAUUAGUAAAUAUAUAAAUGAUGUAAGCAAAGAGUGGUUUAAAGAAACCAUUGAUGUUGUUAAUAAUUUUUUGAAUGAAUAUAUAUUCAAAAAAAGGAAUGAUUUAUUUUAUGUAAAUUUCCAUCCUUAUAUCUUUAUGUUCAUUAAUAAUAUAAAGAAUUUUUUCUUAAAUAAUUUAAGUGUAAAUGAAGAUUGUUUACAUAUUUAUAAUAAAGCAAAUACAUUUAAGAAAUUUAUUAACAUAUUAAAUAAUAUUACUAAGAAAUAUAAUAGUGUCUUAACUAAAACAUUAGAUGUAGAAAAAGAAUUAUUUGAAGAAAAAAUGAAUAAUAUAAAGAAUAGAUUAUUAAGAGGUGUAAAUGAAUUAAAAUGGUCAGAUGAUAAUAUAUAUGAAUAUAUUGAAAGUGUUGAUAAAGAUAUGUCUGAUAUAUAUAAUAAUAUUUCUACUCUUCAUAAUAAUAUUGUAUCUAUAUUAAAUGUAACCUCUAACUGGGUUAAAAAAUCUAUUAUUGAAAAACGGAAAAGGAAUGAAGACAUAUAUACUUACUUAAAUAAUUAUAAGAAUAAUAUGUCUAUAUUAAAAGGGAAACUAAAUGAUGAUUUUAAAAAUAUCAAUAUGAAUAUUAAACAAUCAUAUGAUGUUUUAAAAAUAAAGAAAAAUAAUAUAAUGUGGAAAAAUUAUUUAAAAUUUUUAAAUAAUAUAAUUAUAGAUAAGUUAAUACAAUUAACUAAUUUUUUAUUUAAUAAUUUAUAUGAUGUUAUGAAAAAUACAAAAAGAGAUGAACAAUUAUUUAUUAUAAGAAUAAAUUUUAUAGAAAAUAAACUUAAUUUAGAUUUGAAAUUAACAAGUAAAAAAACAUUUUGUAUAGAAACCAUUUUUUAUAAAUGGAUAGAUGAUUUUAUGAAUCUAUGUUCAGGUAUUAGAAGAAUAGAUAUAAAAAGUGGUGAUUAUCUAAAUGAAAUCUUAUUAAGUUUAAGUAUUCAUUAUAAUAAAAAUAAAAUAGAAAAUUUCUUUCAAAGUACUAUUAAAAAAAGUUAUGAAUAUUUACAUAGUUUAACAAAAUAUGAACAUAUAUGGAAAAUUGAUAUUAAGAAAGAAUUUCUCUCUUUUAAGAAAAAAAAUGAAAUACAAUUAUAUCCUACUUAUUUUGAAUAUAAUAAUAAUUUUCAGGACUCUUUAAAAUUAAUAAAUAUUAAUAUACCAUAUUUAUUUCCAAAUGUAUUAGCAUAUAAGAAAUUAAUAUUAACCUUAAAACAAGACCUAAACAAAUUCUAUCAUUUAAAAACAUAUGAGCCUAUAAAUUUUAUUUUAUUCUAUUCUGAGAAUUUUGUAGAAAAGUUAAUAAAUUUUACUAAAAAAAAUAUAUCUCUAUAUAGUGAAUAUCUUCAAAACUUUGUAAAAGAUGUAGUAUAUUCUAUUAAUUCCUUUUAUGAAAAUGUUAUAAACAAUUUGAAGCAAAUAAGUAUAGUAGAUUUUUUUAGUAAAAAAGGGGAUUCAAAAAAGGAAAUAUUGGAAAAGGGGGAGAUCUAUACAGGUCUUCAAAAAGGAGAAAGAAAUGUUAGACUUAAAAAGGGAAGCAUUGACAAUACAGAUAAUAAUAAUAAUAAUAAUAAUAAUAAAAUGAUUGAUGGGGGUGAUAAUAAUGAAACGAUUGACGAGGAUGAUAAUAAUGAAACGAUUGACGAGGGUGAUAAUAAUAAAAUGAUUGACGAGGGUGAUAAUAAUAAAAUGAUUGACGAGGAUGAUAAUAAAAUGAUCGAUGAUGAUGAUGAUGAUAAUAAUAAUAAUAAUAAUAAUAAUAAUAAUAAUAAUGUGGAUAAGAUUUAUUACGAAUCGAAACGAUAUAAAAACUCGAACGCUAAUAAUACUGAAUAUAAAAAAAAAGAAAAAACAAAUGCAUCAAAUAUAAACAAAAAGAAAGACAUAUUUUACAACCUAAUGAGAAACUUAAGAAGUGUAAAAUUAAGCAGAAAAAUUAUCCCAUUAAUUUUUCAAAAGAUUAAAGAAAUUAUGGAAAAUUUAAAAGAAUUAGAUAUAAUUAUAAAAUAUAAUGAUAUAUUAGAUAAUAUUGAAAAGAAUAAAGAGAAAGUAGAAAUACAAUAUAAUGAUAUAAAAGAGAAAAUAUUGAAAUAUAAAAAUAAUGAAAUAAAAAAUAUCAAAAUAGAAAUAAAAGAUUUUAAAGAAGAAUUAACUAAACUUAAAAAACAUAUUUUUAAAAAUAUACCAAGUACACCUAAAGAUAUAUAUAAUUUUCCAUAUGAAAAAAUUAAUGACUUCAGAAAAAGUUUUCAAACUUAUAAAGAUAAACAAAAAUAUCAUAAUGAAUUAGAAAUUUUAUUUGAAAUUGAUAUUACUAUUUUUGAUGAAUUAGAUGAAAUUGAUAUUAAAUUAACAGAUCUUAAACAUUUAUGGGAUUUAGUAAAUAGUGUAAUAUUUUUUAUAGAAGAAGAAAAAAAAAAAUUAUGGAAAGAUAUUGAUGUUAAUAGUAAUAUUUAUUUAAUUGAUUUUAUAUCAUUAUAUAUUAGAAAAAACUUUUUUGAUUUAAAACAUUUAUCUAUAUAUGAAUAUAUUAUUAAAGAAUUAAAAAAAUUAUCUUCUAUAUUACCUUUAUUAGUUGAUUUAAAUAAUGAAUGUAUAUUUGAUAGACAUUGGAAUAUUAUUAUAAACAUAUCUGGAAAUAUAAAUAAUUUAUAUACAAAAAAAAAAGAAAAUAAUAAUAAUAAUCAAAACAAUUUUAUUAAUAAUACAGAUUUAUUAAAUACACCAUUAUCUAAUAAUAAAACAUCUAUUAUGAGUAUUCAUACAUUUAAUAGAGAAGAACAAAUAGAUAAUGUCAAUAAUACAUAUGAUAAUGAAAAAGAUACAAAUAAUAAUAUUUUUGUUAAUAAAAAUAUACAAAUAAAAUAUAAAGAAUUAACUCUUCAAGGAUUCUUUGAUCUAAAAUUAUAUAAACAUGUAGAUGCAGUACAUGAUGUUAUUGAACAAGCUAAAAAAGAACAAAAAAUUGAAAAUAAAAUUAAAGAAAUUAAUCUUAUAUGGAAAGAAAUGAAUUUUGAAUUUUUUAAAAAAAAUAAUUAUAUACAAAUAACUAAUAUGGAUAUGAUUCUAGAAAUUGUUGAUGUACAUACUUCUGAAAUAUUAUUCUUUAUUAAUCAAAAGAAAUUUAUUUUAUUUAUUCAAGAAACCAUAUUAAAUACACAAGAAAAUUUAAAAAAAAUUGAUGAAGUCAUAAAUAUAUGGAGAAAGUUUCUGAACAAAUUUGAACGACUACAACCUAUCUAUUUAAAUUCAGAAGAUAUACAUUCACAACUUCCUGAAGAAAGUAAAAUGUUUUUUAAUAUCGAAAAUGAAUAUAAAGAAAUUAUUCAUAGUGCAGCAGAACAAAAAAAUGUUUUACAAGUAUGUCUUAAUGAAGAUUUAUUUUAUUUAUUAAGUAAAUUUUUUAAAAAUAUUGAAUUGUGUGAAAAAGCUUUAAAUGAUUAUUUGGAUCAAAAGAAAAAAGCAUUCCCACGUUUUUAUUUCUUAUCCAAUAUAGCUUUGUUGGAUAUAUUAAGUAAUGGAAAAAACCCUUUCAAAAUUCUACCUUAUAUAAAUGAUGUAUUUAAUGCUAUCAAAACGAUUCAAUUUAAGGAGGACCAAACAAAUAUUAACGCAAGUGGUAACACAUAUGAUAACACAUAUGAUAACACAAAUGAUAACACAUAUGAUACCACAAAUGAUAACACAUAUGAUACCACAAAUGAUAACACAUAUGACACUACAAAUGACACUACACAUGACACUACUCAUGACACUACAAAUGAUGCUUCAUAUUAUAGACAAGAACAAGACGAAACAUAUCACGAUCAAAAUAAAAAAUGCAAAGAUAUCAAAACGCCUGAACCCAAAGAUUACAUAGCUAAAGGUGUUUAUAGUAUCGAAAAUGAACAUUUAGAAUUUUUGAACGAACUGGUUUUAAAAGGAAAUGUGGAAAAUUAUUUGAAAGAUUUGGAAACUCAUUUAAAAGUAACAAUUAGAAGUAUAUUGGAAAAUGCAAAAAUAUGUUCAGAAAAUUUAGAUGAACAGAAUAGAGAUGAAACUAUGAUAACUAAUUACAUUAGUCAAGUAGUAUGUACUUGUAAUCAAAUUAUUGUAACAGAAGAAAUAAAUAAAUGUUUUGAUGAAUUAGAAAAUGGAAAUGAAUCAGCUUUUGUAGAUUAUAAAAAAGUAUUAAUUGAAAGAAUUAAUAAAUUAAUAAAAUUAGUUGAAAAAACAGAUGAUUAUAAUAUAAGAACAAAAUUAUUAUCUUUAAUUAUAUUAGAUGUGCAUACAAGAGAUGUUAUUAUAUCAUUUAUAAAAAAAAAAAUUUCAGAUAGUACUUCUUUUGAUUGGCAAGCACAAUUAAAAUAUUAUUGGGUUUAUGAUAAAAAAAUUAAUAAUUAUACAUGUGAAAUUAAAUUAUGUGAUUUUAAAACGAAAUAUCUAUAUGAAUAUAUAGGAAACUCAGGAAAAUUAGUAAUCACCCCUUUAACAGAUAAAUGUUAUAUCACAUUAACACAAGCAUUAAAUUUAAUAUUAGGAGGUGCUCCUGCUGGUCCAGCUGGUACUGGAAAAACAGAAACGACAAAAGAUUUAUCUAAAGCCAUUGGAAUAGCUAUAUUUAUAUUUAAUUGUAGUAAUCAAAUGAAUUAUUUUAAUAUGUCUCAAAUAUGUAUAGGUUUAUCUCAAACAGGAGCUUGGGGAUGCUUUGAUGAAUUUAAUAGAAUAAGUAUAGAAGUAUUAUCAGUUGUUAGUACUCAAAUAAAAUGUAUAUUUGAUGCUAUUAAAGAGAAAAAAACCAUGUUUCAUUUUAUUGAUGAUGAAAUAGUAUUAAAGAAAACAUGUGGAUUUUUUAUAACUAUGAAUCCUGGAUAUGCAGGAAGAACCGAAUUACCUGAAAAUUUAAAAAAUUUAUUUAGAUCAUGUUCGAUGAUUGUUCCUGAUAUAAAAUUUAUUUGUGAAAAUAUGUUAAUGUCUUUUGGAUUUAUUAAAGCAAAUAAGUUAUCUUAUAAAUUUGUUGAAUUAUAUCAGUUAUGUAAAGAAUUGUUACAAAAAAAUAUUCAUUAUGAUUGGGGGUUAAGAGCUGUUAAGGUAGUAUUAAUACAAGCUGGAAAUUUAAAAAGAAAAUAUGCUAACUUCGAUGAAGAAGUUAUUUUAAUGAAAGCUUUAAAAGAUUUUAAUAUACCUAAAAUUACAUAUGAAGAUAUACCCAUAUUUUUAGGAUUAAUUAAUGAUCUAUUUCCUAAUGUUAAUUGUAAUAUAUUUGAUGAAAAAGAUCAAGAAAAAGAAAAUGAUAAUGAGGAAGAAAAUAAACCAGAACAACAAACAUAUAAUAUACAGGAUGAUGACAAAAAAUAUAAAAAGAAAAAAAAUAUUCAUCAUAAUAUGGAUAAAUAUAAAAGUAGCAUCACCCAAGGUUUUACAAAUUCGAAUGAUAACAAAAAUGAUUUGUUAAUUAAUAAGGAUAAUUAUGAAACAAACAAGAAUAUAGUGACACAUUAUGAAAAUGAAAAAAAAAAUGAAAAAAAAAAUGAAAAAAAAAAUGAAAAAAAAAAUGACAUUUCUGAAGAAAUGUUUCAAAUAGAUAAAAAUAAAAAGGAUAUAGAAAUAUACGAUGAGGAGGGGGAUAAUGAAAAAGGGGAUAUAAAAGAAUUAAGACAAAAACAUAUAAUGUCUAAUCAAAAUGAUAAUGCAAAUUAUAUAAAUAAUAAAGAAUAUGAUAAAGAUUCAAAUAAAAUAGAUAAUUUAAAAGAGAAGAAAUUUAUGAAUGAAAAAAAAGAAAUGUUUAUUCCCAAUUUUGAUGAUGCUAUAAAAAUAUGUUUGAAAGAAUCAAAUUUACAAAUAGAUGAUAAUUUUAUACUAAAAGUUAAACAACUGAAGGAUUUAAUGGAUGUCAGACAUUGUGUAUUUAUAUUAGGAGAAGAUGGGUGUGGAAAAUCUAGUGUUAUUGAUAUUUUAAUAAAAAGUUUAAAUAAAAUAAAUGAAAAAUGUUUAUAUGAAAUUAUAAAUCCUAAAUCUAUUGAAUCAUAUGAACUUUAUGGAUAUUUAACUAAAAAUAAUGAAUGGAUUGAUGGUGCAUUAUCAUCAAUUAUGAGAAAAAUGUCUAGAAAUAUUAGUCCAUAUAAUGAAAAUAUAAAACAUAAAAUAACUUUAUUAGAUGGUAAUAUUGAUGCUGAAUGGAUAGAAAGUAUGAAUACUGUUAUGGAUGAUAAUAAAGUAUUAACAUUAGUAAGUAAUGAAAGGAUACCAUUUACAAAAGAAAUGCACUUAUUUUUUGAAAUCACAAAUAUGAAAUAUGCAUCACCUGCUACUGUUAGUAGAGGUGGUGUUCUUUUUAUUAAUAAAGGAGAUAUUAGUUAUAAAUUAUUUAUAAGCUCAUGGAUUAAUCUGUUAAAUAAUAAUAUUGCAAAAACUGAAUUCUAUUAUCUAUUCAAUAUUUUCUAUUCACAAAAUAUAGAUAUGUUAAGAAAACAAUGUAAAUUUGCAUUUGACCUUUCGAAUUUAGAUAUUGUAAAAUCUGUAUGUAAUUAUAUUGAUUAUUUUUUGUAUAAAUAUGAAAAAUAUAUUAAUGAAGUCAUAAAAAAAAUUGAAAACAAACAAAAUGAAGAAAUAACCUUUAUGAAAAAUGAAAAUAAUAGAGAAGAGUUGUCUAAUUCUAACAUGAAAAGAAAAGAUAAAACAACGAAAGAGAAAAAUACACAACCAAUAAAUGAAAUUCGUAAUAGAGAUAUAAAACAUGAAAAAGGAUAUCAAAAAAUAAACAAAAAAACAAAUUCUUUCAAAGAUAACAUAAUAACAAAUGAUAAUGAAUCCAAAUUAAAACAUCAAAAAAAUAAGAAAUAUGUAGAUGAUAUGAAUAUUAAUACAAAAAAUUUAAUAAAUAAUGAAGAAAAAAAUAUAAUAAACAAAAUUAAUUAUAAUUAUGAAAUAUUAAAAGAUUAUUAUAAUUGCUUUUUUAUGAACUCUUAUAUGUGGGUAAUAAACAAUUUGAUAAUAGAUGAUAAAAUUAUGAAUUCCAAAAAUAUAUUUAGUAACAAUAUUAAAAGUAAUUUAAAGGUAAAAAUGGGAAAUGACUAUUGUUGUAAUUAUAUAUAUAAUAUAUAUGAAAAUAACUGGAAACACUUGAGCGAGUAUUUAGAUGAAGAUAUUUUAUUUCUUCAGAAAUUAAAAUGGAACACUUCUGAGAUGGAAAAUGAGGAAAAUCAGGAAAAUGAGGAAAAGGGGUAUGAAAAUGAAGUGGCACAAGAAGGUGAGGACGAUGAUAUUAUGGAUGAUGUAAAUGACAAUAUGGAUGACAUAAAUGACAAUAUGGAUGACAUAAAUGACAAUAUGGAUGAUAUAAAUGACAAUAUGGAUGAUAUAAAUAACAAUAUGGAUGAUAUAAAUAACAAUAUGGAUGAAAAAAAAAAGAAAAAGUUAAUAAAAAAUAAGAAAAAGAAAAAAAAGACAAUUAAUAACUAUAUUGAAAAUAUGUUACCCAAUAAUUAUGAUGAUAUAUAUAUAAAUACCAUAGAAUUAAUAAGAAUUGAAAAAAUGAUAAAAUAUUGUUUAGAACGAAAUCAAGCAAUAUUAGUAUAUGGUAAUAAUGGUACAGGAAAAACAAAAUGUAUUAAGAAUAAUAUAAAUAUGAAUAUUGAAAAGUUUACUCAUACAAUUAUAAGUAUAAAUUAUUAUACAAAUUCUUUUGUAUUACAAAAGAUCAUAGAAAACAAUGUCGAAAAAAGGAAUACAAGAACAUAUGGUCCUCCUAAUCAAAAGAAACAUAUAUUUUUUUUAGAGGAUUUAAAUAUAACUGCCAAAGACAAUUGUGAUACUCAACAGACAUUAGAAUUUUUAAGACAAUUAUUAACAUAUAAAUUAAUAUAUGAUAGAGAUAAUUUAGAUGAAAAGAAAUUUAUUCAUGAUAUAUCUUUUAUAGGUACUAUUAAUAAUAAUACGAACAAACUUAUAGAUAAAAGAAUUCAAAAUAAAUUUAGUAUAAUAAAUAUUGAUGAUAUAAGUAUGAAAACGUUUGAAAAUAUAUAUAAAAUAAUAUUAAAACAACAUUUACUUAAAUUUGAUGAUUCUAUAAAAAGUUUAUUAAAUAAUAUUAUAUCAUUUUCUUAUGAUUUAUAUACUAAUAUAACAGAAAAUAUAUCAUUCAAUUUAUCUAAUUUAGCUCCUCAUUAUUUAUUUAAUUUGAAUGAUAUACAUACAAUAUUUUAUAAUAUAAUAAAAUAUACUAAUCCAGAUAUAUAUAAUAAUCAAUUUAAAUUCCUUAUGAUUAUAUUUCAUGAAAUGCAACAUGCAUAUAUAAAUAAGUUAAUAUCUGAUGAUCAUAUAAAUAUUUUUACUCAAAUAUUUAAUAAAUUAAUUCAGCAAUAUUUCCCAUUUUUUAAAGAAGACUUUGAAAAACAUAUAGAUGUUUUUGAUAGUACUAAUGACCCACCUAAGAUAGAUAAUGGACAGGAUGUUACAUCUAAUAAGUCUUUAAUAUUUGAUGAAAAUGAUUAUGUUGAUAAUGAUACAUAUAAUAUUAAUAUGGAUAAUGACUUAAAAAAUGACACAAAUGAUAAUAAUAAUAAUAAUAAUAUUGAUGGUGGUGAUGAUGGUAUUAAUGUGGGAACCAUUGAAAAAACCCAUUUAGGCAUGUCAAAUAAUCUAAAUAAUUCAAAUGAUAAAGAAAAUAUUAUGAAAAUGAAAAAAAGUAAUAAUAUUAACACAGAUAGUUACAAUAAUAAUAAUGUGAAGGGAAAAGAAAAAAAUUUAAUAUAUGAUUUAAAUAAAAAUAUUUUUACAUCUUUUAUAUCUAUUAGAAAUGGAUUAGAUAAAAUGUAUUUAAAUGUAAAAAAAUUUUAUGUAUUAAAAGAAGUAUUAACAGAAAAAUUGAAUGAAUAUAAUACUACACAUGUCGAAUUACCAUUAGUUUUAUUUGAUUAUGCAAUUAUUCAGAUAUGUAAAAUUUGUAGAAUUCUUGAUUUUAAUAUAUCACAUUUAAUGUUGAUUGGAUUUGGUGGAUCUGGAAAACAAUCUUUAAUAAAAUUAAGUAUAUUUAUUAAUUCUUUAAAUUUAUUAAAUAUAUCAACAAAUAAUAGUUAUGAUGUUAAUAAUUUUAAAUCAGAUUUACAAGAAUUUCAUUUAAAAUGUGCCAUAAAACCAGGAAAUGUACAUGUCUUAUUAUUAAAAGAAAAUGAUAUAUUAGAUUCUUUUCUUCCUUAUAUAAAUGAUUUAACAUCAACAGGUUUAUGUAAUGAUUUAUUUACAAAAGAUGAAUAUUUAGGUAUUUUUUCUUCUAUACGUAAUCAAAUAAAAUAUUUAAAUAUAGGAGAAAGUAAUGAAGAUGUUUUUAAUUAUUAUAUUAAUAAAAUAAAAACAAAUUUAAAAAUUGCUAUCACUCAUUCACCUAUUAGUAAUUUAUACAGGGAUCGAUUAAUUAAAUUUCCUUCAUUUCUUUCAAAUUUUUCUUUUAUUUAUUUUUUACCAUGGCCAUAUGAAGCUCUUGUUAAUGUAUCCAAUAGAUUUUUAAGUGAUAUAAAAAUCAAACAAGAUCUCAAAAAAAAAAUUUGUGAACAUAUGGCAUAUGUUCAUACAAGUACUAAUGAAAUGAAUAAAAAAUAUUUAGAACAAAAAAAUAGAUUUAAUUAUGUUAUUCCUAAAACAUUUUUAGAAUAUAUUUAUUUUUAUAAGAAUUUGUUAAAUGUCAAAAAUUUGGAAAUUGAAAAAUCUGUAGAAAGAUUAAAUAAAGGGUUAUUAGCCCUCACUAGUACUAGAGAAAAUGUUCAAUUGUUACAAAAAGAAAUCGAAAUAAAAAUUACUAACAUAGAAGAGAAAAAAAUUGAAGUCAAUGAAAUAUUAAAUAAAGUGAAAGAAGCAACUGAAGUAACUAAUAAAGAACAGCAAAUUGUUAAUGAAGAGAAAAAAAAAACAGAAAUAUUUACGAAAGAAGCUAUUGAAAUACAAUUAAAAGCAGACAAGGAAUUAAGUGAAGCUUUACCUAUAAUGAAUAAAGCUAAAGAUGCUGUUAAUUGUAUAACUAAAUCAGCUAUUCAAGAAUUGAAAUCUUUACAAAAUCCUCCAAAAGAAUGUCUAGAUGUUACACAUGCUGUUUUAAUUGCAUUAAAAGAAAUUAAAAACUAUUCGUGGAAAUUUGCUCAGAAAAUUAUGAACAAUCCUACUCAGUUUUUAAGUAAAUUACAAAAAUUCGAUGCAGAAAAUAUGGAUGAAGAAACUGUAAAUUUAUUAACACCUUUUAUUCAAAAAAAAUUCUUUAAUUAUGAGAUGAUGAAAACCAAAUCUUCAGCUUGUGCCUAUUUAGCUUUAUGGCUAGUUAAUAUAGUUAAAUAUAAUGAAGUAUAUAAAAAAGUGAAACCUUUAAUGGAUAAAUUACAAGAAGCAACUAACAAUAAAAAUAAAGCACAAGAAAAAUUAGAUCAAUUAGAAAAUAAAGUAAAAGAAUUAACAGACAGCGUUGAAAAAUUAAGAAGAAAAAUGAAUGAAGUCAAUGAAGAAAAAAAUAAUGUAAUCAGAAUAUAUAAUGAAUCAAAAGAUAAAUUAAAUAGAGCUGAAAAUUUAGUAAAUAUGUUAUCUGAUGAAUAUUCAAGAUGGUCUGAUGAAAUUGCUAUAAUUAAUUCGAAUAAAAAAUUUAUAUAUGGUGAUUGUUUAUUACUUUCUUCAUUUAUAACUUAUUUAGGAGUUUUUUCAAGUUCUUUCAGAAUUAAAUUAUGGAAACAUUUAUGGCUAGAACAUAUAAAAAACAGUAAUAUUCUUAUUAAUAAUAUUACAUCUCCUAUUGAUAUUAUGGUUCAAGAUAUACAAAUAGCAACCUGGAAAAAUGAAAAAUUACCUGAAGAUAUAAUAAGUAUAGAAAAUGCAUUGAUUGUUAGUACUUGUUAUAGAUGGCCAUUAUUAAUUGAUCCUCAGUUACAAGGAUUAAAAUGGCUCAAGGCAAAAGGAGGAAAUAACAUUACUGUUCUUCAAUUUAAUUGUGAACAUUUUAUAAAAAAAAUUAAAAAUGUUAUAUCAAAAGGGGGAUAUUUAAUAAUUGAAAAUAUUAGUGAAGAAAUUGAUAAUGUUAUUGAUGGGUUAUUAAAUAGGGAAUUUAUUAAAAAGGGAAAUGAUAUAUAUGUAAAAAUUGAUAAUGAAGAAAUGUUAUUUAAUUAUCCUAAUGCUAUAAAUAGAAUUGAUAAAAUCAAGUCUUUUUUUGAAAGUAAUAUUAAUAAUAAUAGUGCUACUACUAUUAAUACCACCAUCAAUAAUAAUGGAAUUUCCCAAACAAAUAACACAAAUAAUGAUAAUAAUAAUAUUAACAUAGAUAAUCAAAAUAAUUAUGGUAAUGAACCAGGAGACUCAAAUAAAAAUUAUCAUAAACAAAAUUCACAAAAUAUGAAUAAAGCUUUUUCUAGCGAAAAUUUAUUGAAAGUUAAUUUUUUUAAUCUCAUUUUACAAACCAAACUAAGUAAUCCACAUUUCAAACCUGAAGUUAAUAGCCAAUGUACCUUAAUUAAUUUUAGUGUCACUUGUGAAGGAUUAGAAGAACAAAUAUUAGCUAUAAUUGUAAAUAUAGAAAAACCAGAAUUAGAAAAACAGAAACAAAUAUUAGUAAAAAAUAGAAAUGAAUAUAAAAUAAUAUUAAAUAAUCUAGAAGAUGAAAUAUUAUAUCAAUUAUCUACUGUUGAUUCAAAAACAAUUAUAGAUAAUAUUUCUUUAAUUAAUAGUUUAAAAACUACAAAAGAUACUUCUAUUAAUAUACAAAAACAAGUUGCAGAUUCAAUUAAUACAGAAAAUGAAAUUAAUAAAACUAGAGAAUUAUAUAGAACUCUUGCUAAUGAAGCUUCUAUUGUUUAUUUUAUUUUAAUACUUAUGCAUAAUAUUAAUUAUAUGUAUCAAUAUUCUUUGGAUUCUUUUAUUAAUCUACUAUUAAAAUCUAUUGAAGCUGUUAAUAAUGAUACUAUUAAAAUGUUAUCUAAUAAAAACUUAGAUAAUGAAAUAUCAAAUAAUAAUAAUAUGUAUGAUGAUGAUAAUAAUAAUAAUGGUGAAGAUAGACAUUUACAAAAACAUGAUGAUAAAUAUUAUGAUUCUAAAAUAUAUCUUAAUGAUAAUGAUGAAAAUAAUAACAACAAUAAUGAUAGUAAUAAUAAUAAUAAUAAUAAUAUUAAUAAUGUGUAUGAUGAACAUAUGAAUAAAUUAAUUAUAUCUUUUAGAAAAACCAUAUAUUCGUGGAUUAAUAGAGGAUUAUUAGAAAAAGAUAAACUUUUAUUUAAUUGCAUAUUUGUAUUUAAAUUAUUAGAAAAGAAAAAAAUUUAUGAUAAAGAUUUUAAUAUGGAUUAUCUAAAUUUCUUUUUAAAACCUCCAAGAGGUAAAGGUGUUACAGAAAACCCAUUAAAAGAAUGGCUUAGUGAUGAAUGCUGGGAAAAUAUUUUAAUAUUAUCGAAAUUUAAAGAAUUUGAAAAUUUAUCAAAUAAUAUUCAUAUAGAUGCACAACAUAAAUUUAAACAGUGGUGUUCAGAAAUUCAACCUGAAAUAUGUAAAUUACCUUUAGAAUGGAAAAAAUUAAAUAAUUAUUCUUUUAAGAAAUUAUUAAUUAUUAGAUCCUUACGACCAGAUAGAAUAACAGUUACUCUAGAAAAAUAUAUUAAAAGUAUCUUACCAAACAGUGAAGAAAUCAUGGAGAAAAAAAAUUCUUUUGUUGAUACAUUAGAAUCUUCCUAUAAUUUUAUGGUUAAUUCUACACCAAUUUUAUUUAUAUUAACACCUGGGUCUGAUUUUAUAAAAUAUGUAGAAAUGUUAGGAAAAAAAUAUAAGUUUUAUUUAAAUCAAAAUUUACAUGUAGUUUCGUUAGGACAAGGGCAAGAAUCAAUUGCUUUAUCAAAAUUAGAGUUAUCACAUAAAGAAGGCCAUUGGAUUGUUUUAGAAAAUAUACACUUAAUGGCAAAAUUUAAUUUAAUUCUAGAAAAUGUAAUAGAUAAAUAUGCUACUGAAGGAUCUCAUCCAAAUUUUAGAUGUUUUUUAACGUCGGAAAUAACAACAAAUAUUCCUAUCAGUAUAUUAGAAAGAUCUAUUAAAUUAACGAAUGAAGCUCCUACAGGUUUUAAAGAAAAUUUGAAAAGAGCAUUUACCUUUUUUUCACCAGAUGAUUAUGAAGAAAAAGAUUUAAGAACGAAAAAUAUUUUAUUUUCAUUAUGUUAUUUUCAUUCUAUAAUUGUUGAAAGAGCAAAAUUCGGUUCACAAGGAUUUAAUAUAAAGUAUCCAUUUAGUUUAAGUGAUUUAAGAGAUAGUGCAAAAGUUCUUUUUAAUUAUUUAGAUAAUCAAAAUUCGAUAAAAGUACCAUGGAAUGAUUUAAAAUAUAUUUUUGGUGAAAUAAUGUAUGGUGGACAUAUUGUUAAUGAUAAAGAUAUGUUGAUAUGUAAAACAUAUUUAAAUUAUUUUAUGAAAGAACAAUCAUUAGAAGGAAUGCAAUUAAUACCAUUUUCAAAAAAUAUACAAUUAUUUAGUCCUAAUAAUUAUUCUUAUGAAAAAAUUUUAAAAUAUAUAGAUACACAAAUUAUAUGUGAAUCUUCUAUUUUAUAUGGUUUAAAUCAACAUGCAGAAAUGAAUUUUAGAACAAAUGAAAGUAUUAAAUUGUUAAAAAAUAUAUUAAAAUUAAAACUUAAAGAAACAUCAACCUUUGUAGAAGAAUUAACAACUGGUGAAACUAUGGAAAAUAAAACAUCAAAUAUUUUAUCAGAAAUAUUAAGUGAAAUAGAUAAUAUCUUUUUUAAUGUAGAAGAACUUAUGAAAUCAAUACCAGAUGAUCAGAUAACACCUUUACAAUAUUUUCUAUUUCAAGAAUGUACUUUAAUGAAUUCUUUAACUAGUGUUAUGAAAAAUUCUUUAAAAGAAUUGAAUUUAGCUAUUAAAGGUGAAAUUAAUAUGACAAGUAAAAUCGAAUCUCUUAUGAAUGCUUUAUAUAAAGAUAAAUUGCCAGAAUUAUGGAAAAAUAAUUCUUAUUCAAGUAAUCGAAAUUUAUCAUCCUGGGUUAAUAAUUUGAAAGAAAGAAUUGCUUUUCUAACUGAAUGGUUUAAUGAUCCUUUAUUAACACCUAAAGUUUUUAAUAUAUCUUUAUUAUUUAAUCCAAACAGCUUUUUUAGUGCAAUUAAACAAAUCUUAUCUAGAAAUGAAAAAUGUGAAUUAGAUAAAAUUAUUAUGCAAAUUGAAGUUACAAACAAAUCUUUAAAUAAUAUUCAUUCGUAUCCUAAAGAAGGUGCUUAUAUUUAUGGUUUAUAUUUAGAUGGAGCAAACUAUGACGUAGAAAAAAAUACAUUAUGUGACUCUUCGUCAAAACAAAAAUAUUUCUUAAUGCCAGUUAUACACUGUAAACCAAUUGUUAGCAUGGGGAAAAUAGAUACAGAUGUAUAUGAAUGUCCUGUAUAUAAAACCUUGUCCAGAGGACCUACAUAUGUUACAAAUAUAAAGUUAAAAACUAAGGAAAGUUCAGAAAAGUGGAUUUUAGCAGGUGUUGCAUUGAUUUUGGAUAUAGCAGAUGAUUAA
Molecule: messenger RNA, 16866 nt
Organism: Plasmodium gaboni
Lineage: Eukaryota; Apicomplexa; Aconoidasida; Haemosporida; Plasmodiidae
Product: putative dynein heavy chain
Exons: 1
Coding region: 1-16866 (5621 amino acids)
Biological process (GO): microtubule-based movement
Cellular component (GO): dynein complex
Molecular function (GO): ATP hydrolysis activity; dynein light intermediate chain binding; minus-end-directed microtubule motor activity
Source: RefSeq, a predicted model, not a curated record